This is a messenger RNA of Insectozyma verbasci, 1251 nucleotides long. The record is from the annotation of a GenBank genome assembly. NCBI's taxonomy places the organism in Eukaryota, Fungi, Ascomycota, Pichiomycetes, Serinales, Debaryomycetaceae.
AUGUCUGAUUUACAUGAUUUAUGUAAGUUUCCAAAUAGACCUAUAAAUAAUGAAUACUUAGAUCAAUUGAAAUAUUAUCUAGAAAGUGGUAUACCAUCAACUUAUACUAUAGAAGAAGCUUAUAAUUAUACAAAUAAUAUAGAAACAGAACCAACGUCAACUACCACUCCAUUACAUUUAAUAUGUACUCAUUUACCAAAAGAAGUAAGUAAUGAAAAACAAGAGAUAGUAAAUUCAAUGGUCUCUACUUUAUUUGAAUAUGGAGCUGGUUGGUCAUUAAUUGAUAUAAAUAAUGAUACUCCUGGUUGUAUUUUGAUAAAACGUGAUUUAAAACUGAAUCCAAUUUAUGAUUUAAUUGUUGAUGCUGGUGUAAGGGCAGAACUUUUAUUAAGGAAAGUAAGUGAAUAUGAUAUGGAGAUUAUUGAAGAUGACGAGGAGAAUGAAUUAUAUAAACAGUUUGAACAAGAAGAAGAACAAGAAGUUGUACCUGAGUUGGUAAAAGAAGAACAAGCUGAGGUAGAUGAUGCACCUGAUGCUCCUUCACAAAAUCAAGAGUCAUAUUUAAAUUCUAAACUAGAAUACGUUGACAAUGCAUUGAUAACAAAAGAUAGAAAAGAUGGAGUCAUGAUGUCAUGGGAAUCUAAUAUAAUGAAGUUAGGUUGUGAUACCCUAAAGAAAGGGUCUUUUAUAGAGCCAAAUGAAUUAGAUUCAGAGGUUAACAUAUUAAAUAUUGGGUUUGGUAUGGGUAUAAUUGAUACAAUGAUACAAAAUGAAAUACCAUUAACUAAACAUUAUAUAUGUGAAGCGCAUCCAGAUGUUUUAAAAAAAUUAAAAGAAGAUGGAUGGUACGAUAGGUCCAAUGUUGUUAUACUUGAAGGUAGAUGGCAAGAUAAAUUAAAUGAAAUAUUAUCGAAUGGAAAUUUAUUCUUUAAUGGUAUUUAUUAUGAUACUUUUAGUGAACAUUAUUCAGACAUGUUAGACUUAUUUGACAUAGUAGUUGGAUUAUUGAAACCACAUGGUAUAUUUAGUUUCUUUAAUGGGUUAGGUGCUGAUAGACAAGUGAUAUAUGAUGUUUAUAAAAAAUUGGUUGAUUUAGAUUUAUCUAAUUAUGGAUUAGAUUGUAAAUUUACAGAGGUAGAAGUACCAAAAUCUACAUUAAUUCAAAAUGAUAAAAGUGUAUGGGAUGAUGUUAAACGAUCAUAUUGGUCAUGUCCAAUAUAUUAUCAUCCUGAAAUUAAAUAUAUUGACUAA